This is a messenger RNA of Clonostachys rhizophaga, 1164 nucleotides long. NCBI's taxonomy places the organism in Eukaryota, Fungi, Ascomycota, Sordariomycetes, Hypocreales, Bionectriaceae. The record is from the annotation of a GenBank genome assembly.
AUGGAUCCUGAUGAUUGGCUCCUGCCCAGAGAUGUUCCUUCAUGGUGUUUCCCCCCAGAGGAGAAGCCCCUUACCUGGGGAGAAUGGUUCUGGCUCAUUGUUGAGGGUGUUGCUUCUUCGGCUCGGAAAGUCUGCUCCUUACUGUGCCAAGCAACUCUGAAGCUCACGAUCCUUUUCAUCUCAACUGUUGCCUGUGGCUUGAUCAUCGGUUGGUUUCUCAACAACGAAACCUACACACCCACGCCAUCAUCCCCCGAGUUCAGUGUAUCCUAUCAAGAGCACGUCAAGUUCACGUCCAAGGACUUUGACCAUCAUGGAAUCCAUCGACAGACCACAGACGACAAGAAUGGCGCCCCUCGACUUGACUUCCCAGAGCCCAGACUUCUCCUAAGCCGCAACUGGAAGUUGUUUACUGGCGAUACGUUCAACAAUCUCCAGUCCGAACUUGCCUACCACGCCCACGAAACCUGGGCAGUACAGGCCAAAGGUCUCACGUUCAAGGCUGACGUGAUUAUACAAGGACAACUUGAAAGGUUCAGCUAUUGCCAGGAACUCUGGCACGAACCGUCGAACAUGGCUAAUGAGAAACUCCACCUGGUCAUCGCGAUGAUCAAGAAAAAGCGCGACGAACUCUCAUCCUUGGCUCAGCGGAUGGACAAAACCCCAUGUUCGCGUUGCUCCCUUCAACAAACCACUCGCCGAAAUGUCGAGGCCCUGAGCCACAUGGCUUUCCUCCUUGGCCUCGCCGCGAAGGAGCAGGUUAGGAAGCUUGCGAUUGACACAUUUUGCUUCCAAUCCGUUGAGCGGAGCUUGUAUUUUUCGAUGGGCGACUUCGACAAAGCGGAAGACCUUAUCCCGGAUGAUGGAGCAUGGAGCCUGUGGGACCACAUACUGGCCGAUGUAGAGAUGCUCAAGACAUCUACCGAAUUUGCUGCCCGCGAAGCUAGCCAGUUUGUUUCCUUUUUCCAAAAUCACCUUGAUAGAGCCCGUUUGAUCUAUCACGAUGUCCAAAUGGAACAAGAGAACAUGUCACGGUGGCUCGAGAAUGCCCAAGGUCCCUGCGGAGUCUCUGAGAAGCAAAUCGAUGUUCUCGAGAAGGUUAACAAUCUACUCAAUCAAGGCCAGUUAUUGUCACAGGGGACGGGUGGCCGAGUUCAGAUGUAA